AUGGGUUCCACCGAGCGGGAAAGCACCUGCUACAACUCCGCCUAUCUCGCGGAAUACUACGACAUCUGGACCGGAAAACGCAAUGACACCGCUUACAAUGAAAAUUCCCUCCUUCAGAUGAUCGCCUCUCCCCAAACCGCCUCCCCACUGCUCGUACUGGAUGUCGGCACCGGCACCGGCCGGCUCAUCCAGGCGAUGACUCGUCAUGCAGCGGCCACUCCCGGGGUCUCCCUUGCCAACGUGGAGUUUAUCGGGCUAGAUAUCGAGCCGCACAUGUUGUCAAGGGCGGAGGCGAUCAACGCCACUCUGGCGGUCGAGACCGGAUGUGCGCGCAUCACUUGGCUUCUAGGGUCUGCGCUGGAAAUGUCUGCCCUACCCAUCUUCCACCAACAGCAUUCAAUGCAGAAGAGGACCGUCGACCUCCUCACCAUCGGAUUCGGCAGUAUCUCGCACUUCUAUCUCCCGGGUCAGCCGGAGAGAUUCCUGGCUGAGGUGGCUAGAGUCCUCACCCCCGGGACCGGGCAAGCCCAAAUCUCCGUGGUGAACAAGCUUCUUGUCGACCCAGAGCGCGGUCUGGACAAGGACAUCACCGAUCCGCUGCCGCCCAGUGAGCAUUCUAGUGUCGGGUUUCCAGGCGUGGUGUAUCGUGAGAAGGUCACGGAAAACGGGGUCCAGGGGAACGUGUGGCGCGUUGUGCGGCAUAUUGAGGUUUGGAAAGGUCAUGACACGCUCCUCGAGCGGAAUAUCGACACAGCGGUAUUUCGGCCUCUUGCGAAUUUGGCACCAAGCCAGGAUGUGAUUAAAGAGCUUUGGUGUCAGAUACUGGAUUUAGAGGAGGAAGAUGUGGAAUCCGACUCGAACUUCUUUGCCUUGGGGGGCGAUUCUAUCGAUGCGCUGAAAGUAGCGCGACUGGCUCAACAGGCCAGAAUACCCCUAACAGUCCAUCUGAUGAUCCGCCAUCCACGAUUGUCCGACCUGGUCCGGGCAGCGGCCACACAACCGCUCCAACCAGUGCAACAAGAAGAGCCUGCCCACCCGGCCUCCUCGCACCCCAGUCGUUUCAUUCACAUUUCUUCCUCUCAGCAGAAUGAGGUGUUAUCGCAGGCUGUACAGCAAUGUGAGGUCGUCGAGUCAGCAGUGGCCCAUCUCGUUCCGUGCACCCCAAUGCAGACGGGUCUCAUGGUGUUGACCGCACAACAACCGGGCUUAUAUUGGGCGGAGCAAACCUUUGAAAUUCCGCCGGACUGGUCCGUGGCGCAGGUAGAGGCUGCGUGGGCCAGGGUUGUCGAGGCCAACGAGAUCCUCCGCAGUCGCAUCAUUCAGCUUCCUGAUGGGAACUGCUAUAUGGCAGUGUUGCAUUCUCAGGCGGUGGCCACGAAGCCUGAGAAGACCAUGAGACCCAGCAGAAGGUCCCCCUUUGGCAAGCCUCUCAUUUACUACUGGGUUGAGCCUGGACGCCUGCGCUGGCAUGUUCAUCAUGCUAUCUACGAUGCGUGGUCGCAACGACUGAUUCUGGACGCCGUAGUGGAAGCGUACCGCGAUCUCUCAAGUGCCCAAAUCAUCCAUCCCCCGUUUUCUGCGUUUGCGAGUCAUCUCGCGCAGAAGAAUCCCCGCUCGUCCACGAAAUUUUGGCGACAGUAUCUCCACGGAUUCGAGGGUCAGCCUUUCCCUCGGGCCGUGUCUCUAGGUGAAUCGACGGUCCAGGCACAUGUUUCCGGCACGUCUCUCUGGGGCCGUGAGCAGCAACAUCUGGGGUUCACGGCCGCCACCGCAAUCCAGACAGCAUGGGGUCUUGUCCUGGCGCGGUACAACGAAACAUCAGAUGUGGUAUUUGGCGUGGUUAGCAACGGACGCACGGCGGAAGAAGUUUCUGGUGCCGACAUCGCUAGCAUAAUUGGACCAACUAUUGCCACUUUUCCAUUUCGUCUACAAGUGGAUGAAAGCUCCACCACCGUUGCGGCGUGUCUGGCAUCUGCUCAAGAGCAACAUGGCGAUUGCCUACCUCACGAACAUGUGGGACUGGCGCACAUCGCCUCCCUGGGCGAAUCUGGCCCCGCCCAGGCCACGCGCUUCCAGAGUCUCCUCGUCGUCCAGCCGGAUGACGAACCAAAAAAUAGCAGUAGCCCUAUUCGAGAGGUCUUGGGCGAGCGACGCGACGAUUACAUGGACUACCCCUUGUCCCUUGAGUGCUUCCUCGCUUCCGGCGCUAUCCGCCACUCGCUCACAUACACCGAGUCCUGCAUGAGUCGUUGGGAGGCGGAGCAACUGCUCGCACGGUUCAUUCACGUCCUCAACUGGAUUGUCCAACCGGCCAACCAAUACUCUCUCCUCUCGGAGCUCCAGCUCUGGACCUCCUCCGACGCCACCACUAUGCAGCAAUGGCAUGCUACUCCUAUCUCCUUGGUCACAGAAUGCCUGCACACCCGCAUCGAGCAGAAUGCCUCUGCCGGACAGUGGAACGACAGCCCAGCUGUUGUGGCAUGGGAUGCGGAGCUAACCUAUCAGCAGCUUCUGGCAGUCUCUCGCCAUCUCGCCCAGCAACUGCAGGCGGCGGGCGUCGGCCCGGAGGUGCUGAUACCUAUCGCGCACGAGAAGUCCGUUUGGUCAGUGAUCAGUAUUAUUGCUGUCUUGCAAGCCGGGGGAGCCUUUGUGCUCUUAGACAGUGGCCUGCCGGUGGCACGCAUGCAGACCAUGAUUUCCGUGGUGAAUGCGCCCCUCGUCAUCUGCUCGCAACAGCUGAAAGGCAAAGUGAUGGACCUCGCAGAUCGGGUCUUGUGUCUGGAUCCAGAACGACGUGCUGAUCUGCUACGACGAUCCACUACCCAUCCUCUCCCCCUUCACCUCCCAUCUGGAGCCACCGCCGAAAACGCCGCGUAUGCUGUGUUCACAUCAGGGACGACGGGCAUUCCGAAGGCAGUGGUAGCCGAGCACCGUCAGGUAGCCACCGCAUUCGAGGCUCAGGCCCAACAGGGGAUGUUCCAACGUGGUCGGCGCAUGCUGCAGGUGGCCACCUACAGCUUUGAUCCCUCAAUCGCGGACAUGUUAGGGCCGCUGCUAGUGGGUGGGGUGGUGUGUAUCCCACGUGAAGACGAGGUCCUCACGGAUCUGGCUGCCGUGAUCAGCCGAUUUCAGGUAGAUGUGAUUGAUAUUACGCCCUCAGUAGCCAAUCUUUUGGACCCAGCGGAGGUUCCAACGCUGAAGGAGUUGCGCCUGGGCGGAGAGACUGUCACUGCCGCUCAGUUAGCACGCUGGACGAGCAGCCACAGCUCCUCUCCGCUCGCGUUUCACAACAGCUACGGGCCGAGUGAAUGCUGUGUAACUGCUGCACUGACCCCACCGCUUCAUGUCGCUGCCAAUCCGCUCAACUUUGGUAUCCCUGUCGGUUGUCGCAUGGCGAUCGUGAAGCCGAAUGACCCGCACCAGCUGGUAGCACUGGGGCUUGUGGGCGAACUGGCCAUCCAGGGCCCGAUCGUGACUCGAGGGUAUCUCAAUAAUCCCGAUGCACAGGCCAAGGCAUUCUUGGAAUCUGCCCCAUGGAAAGACAGCCAUUCGUCAUCGCUUUCUCAUCACCCCAGCUGGGCCUCGCGUGUCUAUUUGACCGGAGAUUUGGCGCGCUUCGCGCCAGAUGGGUCCGUGAUCUUCGUCGGUCGGAAGGACCAUCAGGUCAAGCUGAACGGGCAACGGAUCGAGCUCGGGGAGAUUGAAGCGACCGCACGGAAGCACGAAGGGGUGGAGGCCGCGGUCGCGAUGGUCAUCAAAACCAAUGGGUGCUCCGAGCUGGUGCUGGUAGCCCAGUGCGGUUCCGGUCCUCGUAAUGACCUAGGGCUGCAACUCCAGGAUCGGCCCGAUCUCCAUAGCUCGCUCCAACAACAUCUCGCCGCCCUCCUGCCCGCAUACAUGGUUCCAGCCAUCUGUCUGCUUGUCAACCUAAUCCCACUCUCCUUGGCCGGUAAGACAGAUCGCAAGGGCCUCCAGCAGUGGGUGGAACAGCAACCAAACUUGUCAUCCUGGCGCACAAGUACGCCGACAGCCACCAUCCCGGCCUCGGACACUGUAGCCCAAAAGCUAAGCCAAUUGCUUGCUCCCUCGUUACCUACCCUCGCAUCUGGAUGGGACUCAGAUAAUCCACCUGAUGUUGCCCCAGUCGCCGCAGGACUGGACUCCAUCCGCAUGGUCUCAUUUGUGCGCGCUAUCAACCACACCUUCGGCGUCCGGCUGCCGCUCAGUCGCAUCCCACGCGCGAUGGUGCUCACCGAACUCGCUCACGAGGUGCGUCAACUGCAGCGUGGCCCGAAUAGUGGCGAGGACGCACCAGAAAGCGAUGCCGCACAGGACCAGGACGAGCUCGACCUAAUGCUGGCGGAUCUCCAGAGCGGAAUUCCACACCCACCACUAACGCUUGCCUCCCCUUCUCACCCGCCGCAAUCUCCCCCAUCCACCAAGCACCAUGUUUUCUUGACAGGUUCCACCGGCUACGUGGGAACCGCCAUCCUUCACCAACUAGUGACCGAUCCACGCGUACAAACCGUCUACCUCCUGGUCCGCAGUCCCGAUUCGGCCACCGGUCUCGAGCGCGUCCAAGCCGCAGCCAUUACAGCCGGUUGGUGGGACGAGGCGAUGCACGCUCCAAAGGUGCAAAUCUGGCCUGGCGAUCUCUCUCGACCGCACCUUGGACUUUCCGAUGCGUCGUGGAACCAGCUAGCAGGAACAUGGAGCAGUCAGGGUGCGUCUGAGGACGCAGCAGUACCUCCUCCAAUCACCGCGAUUAUUCACAACGGCGCUCUCGUGCAUUGGCACCGCAGCUACGCCGAGCUACGUGCCGCUAACGUCCACGCCACCGCGCAGCUCGUCGCGUGCGUCGCCUCCAACCCGCACAUCACGCACUUGGAAUACAUCUCCGGCGGCGCGCAAUGGGAUCCCGCCGAUCCGCGGGUAGUGUUCGAACCCGCGACGCUGCGCCAUAAACUUCGGGAGACGAAUGGGUAUGGGCAGAGCAAAUUGAUCGCCGAGCAGAUCGUGGCGUGGACGGCGGCGCAGCAACCAACGACGAUUCCUCGUUCUAAACUAGGCAUUCUGAAUCCUGCUCUCAUUAUCGGCGGAGCUCGCAGCCACCGGUACGCUGCUAACCUCGAUGACUUGCUCUGGCGUCUAGUGAGUGCGUGCGUCCUGAUCAGCGAAUACUAUCCGGAGCCUGAGCCCCAGCGGGCUUGGAUUUACGUCUCGACUGCUGAUGCUGUCGCGGACGCGGCAGUGAGUGGUUUGCUUGGAUCUUCCCCGCCGGUGGAUACUAGGACUACUGCCGCGGCCACUGGAGGAUUACAGACAAGAAAGAUGAUACUUAGCGGGCUGCGGGUGGGCACAUUCUGGGAUGCGGUGAACGCCGGCUUGGAAGAGGAUGGGGCACAAAAGACAAGGCCUUUGAGGAAAAGUGUCACGUAUGCGGCCUGGAUUUCACGGCUGAGUGAGUCGAUAGCUGCGGUUGGGGAGGCCCAUCCUUGUUGGCCGGUUAUGCAUGUCAUUGAGACCAUGGGGACCCAGCUGCUGAGUAGUCCCAUGCCUCCUACAUCUGCAUGGGGGCCUGGGGAGAGGUGGGAGGAGGUAGAGGAGGACAUGGCGCGGGCUGUAACCCUCAAUGUGCGCUACUUGAAAGAAAUUGGGUAUCUGGGGAGAACUGGGGCGGCUGGAACGGAGAUUACUGGUGGGUUUCGGCGGAGAGGUUAA
Aspergillus neoniger CBS 115656 is the source of this 5721-nucleotide messenger RNA. RefSeq lists its product as uncharacterized. The record is from RefSeq and is a predicted model, not a curated record. Lineage: Eukaryota; Fungi; Ascomycota; Eurotiomycetes; Eurotiales; Aspergillaceae. The transcript has 2 exons. Gene Ontology annotation, biological process: secondary metabolite biosynthetic process; amino acid activation for nonribosomal peptide biosynthetic process. Gene Ontology annotation, cellular component: cytoplasm. Bases 1 to 5721 code for a protein of 1906 amino acids. Gene Ontology annotation, molecular function: phosphopantetheine binding; catalytic activity.